AUGGGCUGGUUUUGGGCCGAUGCUCCUGCGCACCCCCACGGCGGCCUUCCAUCUGGCUCGCCUCCACCCAGCUGCCCGAUGCACAAGAAGACGGCCGAGGCCCUGAACACGACACCGAAGCCCUCCGCCUGCCCCAUCCCUCACGACCAACGCCACUUCGCGACACCACCACCUCCUCCGCCAUCAGCAUGCCCCGUGCCACACGACCAGCGCCAUGCCGGCCCUCCCCCGUCCUCAUGUCCCGUCCCCCACGACCAACCGAAGCCCGAGUCCAAGUCCAUCCUCUCCCAGCUGAACCCCCUCAAUUACAUGUUCAAGGACAUCUCCCAGGCGCCCGCCCAGAACCAGGCCAUGGCCCUGCCCACCGAGCGCGAGCCCUCGACGAUACCAAAGGGCUCUGGCGACGGCAACUGGGAGUACCCCUCGCCCCAGCAGAUGUACAACGCGCUGCUGCGCAAGGGCUACACCGACACCGACAUCACCGCCGUCGAGUCCAUGGUGUCCGUCCACAACUUCCUCAACGAGGGCGCCUGGGCCGAGAUCGUCGGCUGGGAGGACCGCUUCAGCCAGGGCUUGUACAAGGGCUGGCAGGUCUGCAAGCGCGGCGAGGAGAACUCGGAGGCGGAGCUCGAGAAGAUGAGGACCGGCACUGAGGACAUCCCUUCCCUCGUCCGCUUCCAGGGCAGGCCCAAGGACAUGACGCCCAAGGCUAUCAUGUGGCAGGUCCUCGGAACCCUCUACCCCUCCAAGUUUGAGACCGAGCCCCCCUUCGACCGCCACGACUGGUUUGUUUCUCGCAGGAUAGGCGGCACCACCAAGGAGAUCCGCUACAUCAUCGACUAUUACUCCGGCGAGGCCGACCCCGACAGCGACGAGCCGGUGUUCUACCUCGACGUCCGCCCGGCCAUGACGCCCCUCGGCGCUGCGGAGCGUCUCAUCAGGUGGGGCAGCGACGUCUGGUGGAAGGCCUCGGGCGCCGAGGUCCGCGAGCGGGAGCAGCUCGAGCAGCUGCAGCAGAAGAAGUAA
Molecule: messenger RNA, 1026 nt
Organism: Colletotrichum chrysophilum
Lineage: Eukaryota; Fungi; Ascomycota; Sordariomycetes; Glomerellales; Glomerellaceae
Exons: 3
Coding region: 1-1026 (341 amino acids)
Biological process (GO): cytochrome c-heme linkage
Cellular component (GO): mitochondrion
Molecular function (GO): holocytochrome-c synthase activity
Source: RefSeq, a predicted model, not a curated record